This is a messenger RNA of Owenia fusiformis, 1086 nucleotides long. The record is from the annotation of a GenBank genome assembly. Lineage: Eukaryota; Metazoa; Annelida; Polychaeta; Sabellida; Oweniidae.
AUGGCAUGUGUUACUGCCUAUGUAAACAAGAGGUCGAGGAUAACAAGUACACCUAGAUCCGAUGAACCUAGAAAUCAACAGAACAAACUCUCUAGCCGUAUGAGACCUCCAAGUACUGUUCCUCAAGCCAGGAGACCGCUGCCAUCGGAGGAGUUUGAUUUUCAAAAGUAUGUGGUGGAAAAACUUGGGGAACUCACAUCGGAUAAGACUGCACAAAAGGAAGCCGUAUCUCAGCUAAGCGAAAAAAAAAUGGAGGACAAUAACAAGAAAUUAGUGGACAGAAUUGAGGCACUUGAAAAAAAGAUGGAACAAUGCAAAGACCUGAAAGCUUUGCCACAAAAUCGGAGGAAGAUAAUCGUGACUCAAAAGAUUGCUCCACAAGUGGAAAAGUUUGAAGAGUUUGAUGACAGUCAUUUCAUUUCUGAUGAGGAUUCCAAUGAUAAUGUUGAUGACUCCAGUGAUGAUGAUGAUCAUGAUGAUGAGUAUGAUGAAAAUGAUGUGCCUAUGGAUUUACUUGAAGGUGUGGACUCAAAUGAUGCCAUGAUGUACACUUACUUUGACGAGAUGAGGAAAUCUCAGUUUGUCAACAGAUGCACAUGUGGGAAUUGCCAGUCUAUUGACCGUCUAGAGGAGAAUGUGUGCUGUAACAGCAUCCCUGAGGUGAUGGGCCUAAAUCAUCAAGCUAUGCUCCUUGGGGAGGUUUUUGCAGUUCCAAGAUGUAUUACUCUGAACCCUGCGUUCAACCGACUAUACAUCAAUAGACUGACGCUUGUUAAUGCAUGGAGGACAUUUAAGAAGCAGUAUCCGCAUGGCUUCGGAAGUGAAUCUCCUAGGAAGAUGAGGCACAUUGCCUAUAGGCAACUUGCUCUGGAAGCAUGGGAGAUUCUUGGGCCAAAGACGAUGAUUGAUACGAUUGCAAAUAACAAUAACAAAGAAGCAGAAGGUCCCCCAUCCCCAAUACCUACUAAGCCAGUCCAACCCCCAUCUACAGAACUUCCAAAGGCUGUUCAACCCUCACCUAAGACUGUUCAACCCCCUGCAGAACAUCCCCAGGAUCUUAGGAUGUUAGGACUGCCUCCUAAAUGA